AUGAAGGUUAAAAACAGAUCAGUUUGCCAAACUUGCAGAACUAGGAGAUUAGGGUGUGACGGCAAGCGUCCUGAAUGCACCCAGUGCGUUCAUUCGGGCCGAGCGUGCGAUGGAUAUCAAACUUCCUGGACGUUUGUGGAUUCGUCGACCUCCAAAUCCACAUUGAAACAGAGAAAGACGGGUCAAGUCCAGCAUUUUCAGACAUCAUCAAGCCUUGGCCAAGAUGAUGCCCAGGAAACCAUUCAAAAGGGCCUAUCGUCUUCACUGAGUCUUGGCCGUGCACAAGCAUCAUUUCAUCGACCAAGUCGAGAUGAUUUCAUCACACUAGUCGUACGAAACUAUGUUCCACAAGAUACAGUGACAGCCGUACACAACGAUUUCAGGACAAAACAACCCCGGAUAUGCGGUGCAUGGGUUGAAGUCCUCCCCAAUCUUCGCAAUGGAGGAGGCACUCCUGACCUCGUUCUGGCUGCAGCAGUCGAAGCAUUAGCGACCUCUAUAUUAACUCAAAAACUUAAUCCAAAUCAGGAUAAUGUUGAAAGCUUCCAGAGCUACGAAGUAGCUCUUCGCUCGCUGCGGAAAAGUUUUGUUGUGAAUCAAAGGUGCGAUAUCGAGCUGUUGGCGUCUAUUAUGUGUUUGAGUUUGGUGGAGUUAAUGAUGCCGAGUACGUCUGCCGCGUUAGAAACACAUAUGAAGGGCGCCGGGCAGUUCUUCCAAGCAUAUGGUGCAGAGGCAUGUAGUGUUGGUGUACUUCAUACGCUAUUCGCCGGAUUUCGACCACUUUUAAUAUUCGAAGCCUUUCAAUUUCGCAAACCCACAUUUCUGUCUUCACCGGCAUGGAUGGAUGCACCCUUCUCCAUCUUCAGUGCGUCACCGAUGCAGAGUCUUCUCAACAAAGCUGCCAUCAUCCCGACCCUUUUGAGUCAAAGUGACAUCUUACUGGAUAAAGCACGGCAAAGCAAUCUUGAAGUCAAGGACCUAUUCAAUAGCCUUGUGGAUGCCUUGGUCGAUCUCGAAAACUGGGAAAUGGAAUAUAGCCACGAGGCGGAUAAAUGGUGUUACUGGCCUUCUGACAUACCUGCCCCCCUGGAAUCUAUUUCCUACGGCAAACCACUCUGGUACACAAACGUGACAAUGGCGAACGUCUACACUAACCUCUGGGCAUUCAGGAUUAUCUGCUUCUCGGAACUCGAGCGUCUCGCUGAGAACUUCCCUUCCUUUCAUAUGGCCCACGAAAAUAUCCCACUACCGAGACCCCUAAAUCUCAAACGUGUCCACGCAUACAAGACCGCACUCGCAAAACAAAUCUGUCUCAGUAUGGACUACUUACUUCGAGAUGAAAUGGGCCUGUUUGGGCCUGCGUCGACUUAUUUCCCGCUUCAAGCGGCGUAUGAGACGUUUCUGGAAAAUGAAGGCACGAUGCGAAAGGAAGGGAUUGCGUUUGUGGAGGGUGUUGUGCUGAGGCUGGUGCAGAAGGGGUUACGGUCUGCGCCUGUACUUGUUUUUACGAGGAGGACCAUGAGGGUUUAG
Talaromyces marneffei is the source of this 1530-nucleotide messenger RNA. RefSeq lists its product as uncharacterized. Lineage: Eukaryota; Fungi; Ascomycota; Eurotiomycetes; Eurotiales; Trichocomaceae. Gene Ontology annotation, molecular function: zinc ion binding; DNA-binding transcription factor activity, RNA polymerase II-specific. Bases 1 to 1530 code for a protein of 509 amino acids. The transcript is spliced from 4 exons. Gene Ontology annotation, biological process: regulation of DNA-templated transcription. The record is from RefSeq and is a predicted model, not a curated record.